Molecule: messenger RNA, 750 nt
Organism: Penicillium coprophilum
Lineage: Eukaryota; Fungi; Ascomycota; Eurotiomycetes; Eurotiales; Aspergillaceae
Product: YoaK family protein
Exons: 3
Coding region: 1-750 (249 amino acids)
Source: RefSeq, a predicted model, not a curated record
AUGGACCAUGAAAAGGGUGCAUUCAGUGGACUCUCCACAGCUUUCAAGGCUGAGCUCGAACCGCAGCAUGCCGACCUCCUACUUUACGCUUGUUGUUUGACAUCGGGACUUGUGGACAGCACGAUAUACCGCGCCUACAAUACUUUUGUCUCUAUGCAAACCGGAAAUACCAUCUUCGUCGGACUGGGUGCAUCGCACCAAAACCUCCGUCCCUAUGGCUGGGCACGCUCGCUCACAUCUAUCGGAUGUUUCAUCCUAGGAUCCUUUAUCUUCUCACGAUUACAUCGCGUCCUGGGCACUCGGCGACGAGGGGCGUUGAUGCUUUCUUUCACAUUACAGGCCAGUAUCAUCCUGCUUACAGCUGGACUGGUAGAAGGAGGUGCCGUUUCUAGUGCGCUAGCCGGUGCAGGAUCACAGGCAAUACCCCCAUGGGAUCAGGAAGUCCCAAUUGUUCUCCUGAGUCUCCAGUCUGCUGGUCAGAUUGUGGCCAGUCGUGCCUUGGGUUUCAAUGAGAUCCCGACCGUGGUGAUUACCAGUCUUCUCUGUGAUCUGAUGUCGGACCCUCAGCUGUUUCUUAUGAGAAAUGUGAAACGCGACCGGCGAAUCAUUGCCUUUGUGCUGACGCUGGUGGGUGCCAUCGUCGGCGGAUGGGUCACCAAGGUCACUGGGGCAAUUUCUCCCAUUCUCUUUCUAUCGGCUGGUAUCAAGGGGGUGCUCGUUUUAGCCUGGGCUUUUUGGAAAGCUAAGUAG